GAUGGAGGCGCUGUUUAGUGAUACCUACAUGAGCAGGUUGCUAGGUAAGAGCUGGACAGGACAGGACAGGGAGUGCAGUUGAACUCACAUUGUCUUUGUGCAGUUUCGGGCAAGUGACAGAAACUAGGCUUAUUCACAUAACAAAAAGGUUUGAGACGUAUUUAACAUUUAGGGAACAGACAAUUAAACGGAUUUGGAGAUGUCUUAUUCUUUUCCUCGAGGGCUUCAUGGGGAAGGAACUGUUCUGCUUCACUAAACUGCGGCUUUCUCCGACUUUGGUACAAAGGAGGAUCUGUCUGCCCUGCUGCAGGUUGAUAACUGUGCACAGAAGUGAGGCGGAAGCUGCUCGUGCGAGAGGAAUCAACCUGUUUGAUGUUUUCCCGAUUUGCUUCGACCAAAGCAGCAGUUAAAAGGAGGCGUUAAGUUCCCGGAGCGAGUGGUGGAAGUAGUGAAAUGGACCCAAGCUGAUGCUCAGUAACUCCAGCCUGCCCCGCAGAGAUGGCAGCCUGUCCAGAGGUGCUGCCCUUACCUGAAGCCGUGGUUGGGAGCGUUUUACUGCUGGUGCUGAGCAGUAAUCCUGUAUGGGGAAAUGCUACGGCCGCCAGUCCUACUAACAACACAAGACCAAACAUUGCAGCUAUCGUGGCCCCGACAGUCACCCUGGGUGUUCUGGCCGUAGUUCUGGGCGUUCUUGGCUGGCUGUUCUUUGUGGUGAAGAAGAAAAGACAAACCGAAGGAACCUACAGGCCCAGCGCUGAGGAAAACUCCGGCCCUCGCAGCGUGACCGCACCAGAUGCCUUACAGCUACCAAAGGAGGAGAGACUCAUUUGAGAUUUGCACAAAAUACCAAAAUGGACAAAAAGUUGCAAACACUUUGUGUUGCUAAGUGACGUGGCUUCAUGCUGAUAAACUGAGGAAGAACUUCAGGUUCAAGAGAGGACGGGGAGUGAGUUUUUAAACUCCACAGCAUGAUGCAUAAACCCACUGCUUCCUUUUUAAACAAGCACUGAAUAGUUCCUGCUUGGCACACAGCAGAGGAACGCUCAACAAUCUUAUGGAGGGAAUCAAGAACAAUUAAACACUUCAAUCAACUCUGAAUGUCUAAUAAGCACAUUUGAUACUGCAGUAUUUCAUAGGCAUUAAUAAUUUUAGCUAUUAUAUGUUUUUGUUUUGUUAGUAUCCAUAUGCCAAUGUAACACAUCACUUGAUUAAGCCCAUUAUGAGGUCACUUUUAAAUCUAUGCGGAUCUAUAAUGUCUGAUUAUUUUUUUCAGCCAAUUUUAUUUGAAAUGAACAUGGAAGCCUAUUUUUAUUUGAUGAAUUAUAUCAAGCAUGAUUUUAUUUUAAUCUAAACCUGCUGUGUAAAUAUAAAACAGUUUUCAUUUUCUCCAAGCAAAAGCAAAAAGCUAUCAAAUGUUUACACUUUGAAGUAUUCUUGGAGCAAUCAUUAUUUACAGUGGCAUGGUUCACACAUUUCAUCAAAUCAAUUCUGCAUGUUUAUUUAUGCUUUUACCAAUAAAAUAGUGAAAUAUUA
Molecule: messenger RNA, 1533 nt
Organism: Gambusia affinis (western mosquitofish)
Lineage: Eukaryota; Metazoa; Chordata; Actinopteri; Cyprinodontiformes; Poeciliidae
Gene: crb3a
Product: crumbs homolog 3a
Exons: 5
Coding region: 499-831 (110 amino acids)
Source: RefSeq, a predicted model, not a curated record